Sclerotinia borealis F-4128 is the source of this 1065-nucleotide messenger RNA. Lineage: Eukaryota; Fungi; Ascomycota; Leotiomycetes; Helotiales; Sclerotiniaceae. The record is from the annotation of a GenBank genome assembly.
AUGUCGGGCGCAAGACAUUGGGAACAAGACAAGGAAGCCACCGUCUAUAUUGGUAAUAUCGAUGAGAGGGUUACUGAUAGUCUGGUAUGGGAAUUGAUGUUACAAGCUGGUCGCAUUGUCAAUGUACAUUUACCCAAAGAUCGCGUCACCCAAAUUCAUCAAGGCUAUGGAUUUGUAGAGUUUAUAUCAGAGGAGGAUGCUGAGUAUGCGGCGCGCAUCAUGAAUCAAGUUCGAUUAUAUGGGAAACCAAUUCGUGUUAACAAGGCCUCCGCCGAUAAACAAAAGACGGUCGAAGUUGGCGCCGAACUCUUCAUUGGUAAUCUUGAUCCUAUGGUUGACGAGAAAACUCUCUACGAUACCUUCUCACGCUUUGGAUCCCUAAUCUCUCCUCCUAAGAUCGCUCGCGACGAAUCCGCUCUCUCCAAAGGUUAUGGUUUCGUUUCCUAUUCCAAUUUCGAAGCUUCCGACGACGCCAUAGCAAACAUGAACGGUCAAUACCUCAUGAAUAAAGAUAUAUCUGUCCAAUACGCAUACAAGAAAGACGGCAAAGGAGAAAGACACGGAGACGCAGCUGAGAGAUCAUUGGCAGCUCAGGCCAAGAAACAUAAUGUUAUGCCAGAUUUACAAAGUAUGCCACCAGGCUUAUUGUUAGGCAUGAAUGGAAUUCCACAAGCUCCAGCAGCAAUGUUGAACGAAUCCCCAAUGCCCACCGCACCCCCCGGGUUCCCCCCACAACGCCCCUCAUACAAUUCCGCCCCACCCCCCGGCGGCCCUCGAGGAGCUCCAGGAGGCCCAUCCCAACACCUCCCACCUCCUCCAUCCGGUCUCCCCCAACGACCCCCUCCUUCGCAUGGCGGCUAUAGAGGCCCACAAAUGGAUUUCCACAAUCAACAACCUCCUUCUGGACCACAAUUUCCACCUGGGUUCCCGGCCCCUGGCGGUAUGCCAUCUGGUAUGAUUCCACCACCGGGUUUUGGCGGUAUGCAGGGAAUGCCCAUGGGGAUGCCGCCUAGUGGACCGCAGGGUCACGGAGCACCGCCUGGAUAUGGUAGGAGGCGAGAAUAA